CCUGUGAGGGUUCCGAUGUCAAUGUCAAGGAGGAAAUCAAAAGCGAAGGCACCACUUCCUCCUGCUGAGACAAAGGGCAUGGGUGUCCCUUCUGCGGGGGAGCCUAUAGAAUCGGCUGCUGUCAUCGUGGAGCAAGAUGAAAAUAUGAUCGAUAAAGACAUUGAACUCACAGUGGUCCUGCCUGGAGAUAUUCUCAAAUCUACUACUGUUCAUGGCAGUAAGCCAACGAUGGACUUGCUCGUGUACCUCUGCGCACAGUAUCACUUAAACCCAUCAAGUCACACAAUUGAUUUACUGUCUGCUGAAGAGAAUCUCAUCAAAUUUAAGCCAAACACACCAAUAGGAAUGCUGGAGGUAGAGAAGGUCAUUUUAAAGCCAAAAUCUCUGGACAAGAAAAAGCCUGCACCUAUAAUCCCAGAGAAAACUGUGAGAGUAGUGAUCAACUUUAAGAAAACGCAGAAGACCAUAGUGAGAGUUAGUCCCCAUGCACCGCUUCAAGAUCUUGUUCCCAUUAUAUGCAGUAAAUGUGAGUUUGAUCCACUGCAUACAGUGCUGUUGAAGGAUUAUCAGGCACAGGAGCCCCUGGACUUGACAAGAUCUCUUAAUGACUUGGGACUGAGAGAGUUAUAUGCAAUGGAUAUCAGCAGAGCCCCCUCUGUUACUGCCUUCCAUAAGUCAUCUUUCCAAGAGUCCUGCCAAAUAUCACAAACCCCAGACAUCGUGAAGGAGAAAGAAAACAGAGGGAUUUUCAGCUUUUUCCAACGCAGUAAGAAAAAGCGAGAGCAAACUGCCAGCGCGCCUGCAACCCCACUAGUGAGCAAGCACCGCCCAUCUUUUACGAGGUCCAACACCAUUUCCAAACCCUAUGUUUCCAACACACUGCCCUCGGACGCACCCAAGAAGAGGCGUGCCCCGCUGCCCCCCAUGCCCCCAUCCCAGGGCUCUGCGCAAGGCCAGGAGAGGCGAGCUUCGUGCGUGGUGAGAUCCACCAGUGUGGACGACACUGAUAAGAGUUCCACUGACGGGGUCAUGGUAAGGACAGGGUCACUGCAGCUCAGUAGCUCGGCAGUAGGAACUUUGUCUCUGAAAAGAACGAAGCGAAAAGCACCCGCGCCACCUUCGAAAACACCCCUGCAGCAGAAUGAUGAGAACAGCGCUGCGUCUGAUAAUGCCCUGCCUUCAGAAGAUGGAAUUUCUCCAGACAGCGCUUUGGAAGCAAACUCUCCUGAGGGCCUGUCCAGCCCAGCCGGCUCCCCUGGCCCCGGGUUCCUAAGCCAGGAACGGCGCGCUGUGCCCAUGCCGGAGGAUGAACUCUCGCUCUCUGAGGGCCCUGGGACUCCAGAGGCGGCUGUAGCAGCGUCCUUGACAUCUGGUGUAAGCUCUGAUUACAGUCUUGAAGAGAUAGACGAAAAGGAAGAGCUGGGCGAGUCAUCUAAAGAUCAGGCAGAAGGCAGGUCUGUGAAGUCACCUGACCUCCCUUCGGUAUUGAUGGAGAAUGAUCCUGACUCAGCCCUCGGCCUCAGUGAUGGAGAGGCCUCUCCAAGCUCCAAGGGAAAAAGCCAAGAAGGCAGAAACACAGAGGGACAAGGGCCACAUCAUCCUGUUGUGUGUGACAUAAGCAGUGAAGACACAGUAUCCAACAGUCUAAGGGACUUGGAGACAUCGAGCCCAAACCAAGAGAGCGUUGAAAAUGAAAUUGCCGUCUGUGCCACAAACACAGAUUAUGUGAAAGACAGACUAGGGAAAACAGAAAACGCCAUAGAAACCCCAGAGAAAGCCGUGGACCUGCAAGCUGAUGGAUUGUCAGGCUUUGCUGCAUGUAGAACGGAUCAUGAUAAAAGUUCUAGGGAAAACCAUCUAACAGCACCAUCAGGACCAGAUCAAAAACUGAAUCAGCCAAGUGUAGAAAAGACAAAAAUGCAAGACGCAGCAAUUCAGGCCACUCCUGCCUGCAGCAGUAUUGAUGGGCAUCAUGAAGACCGUAAUUCAUCUGACCUCAGGGUUGAUGAGAGUGUGCAGACUUUAAACAGCAGCAGAUCAACUCAGCACUCCUCCUCAAGUCUCCAAGAUUCUGUAAAUGCCUCAAAAGCAUUCAGGAGUCAGGGCACCCCAACACACGUGCAAGAUAGACUCCCCAUGAAAGAUGCGGCUUGUGCAUAUGGGAACGAUGACCCUUUGUCUCCUGUAGACGGAAGUGAUAAGAAUCCAGCUGCUUCUUACCUAAAGAAUUUUCCACUUUAUAAACAGGACUACAAUCCCAAGCCAAAACCUUCAAAUGAAAUUACAAGAGAGUAUAUACCUAAAAUCGGAAUGACUACUUACAAAAUAGUGCCUCCCAAGUCCCUGGAAAUAGUGAAGGACUGGGGGUCAGAAACAGCGGGGAAUAAAGAUGAACAAAAGGUGCACGCUGUGGGGCAGAAGCACAUGCUUGAGAAUAUGACAGAAACAGCCAUGCAAACAGAAGCCCUUGUUACUUCCAAAGGCUCACAGGAGCCACAGCCUGACCUUAAACCAAAGCCCAGCUUAGGAACAGAACGUCAUUUGCACAGGACUGUGAGCUCCCCCGUUGGUGGGGAGGUGAACCCUCCAAAACCUCCCAGAAUGACUAUGGACACUGGCAGUAUUCCUUUUGCACCAAAUUUGGAAGAUAUAAACAAUAUUUUGGAGUCAAAAUUCAGAUCUAGAGCUUCAAAUCCCCAGGCCAAACCAAGUUCAUUUUUUCUGCAGAUGCAGAAGAGAGCAUCAGGCCACUAUGUGACUUCUGCAGCUGCUAAGAGUGUCCACACUGCCCCCGGGCCUGCCCCCAAGGAACCGACAAUCAAAGAGGUGCAGAGGGACCCAAGGCUCCCUCCAGAGCAGAUUCUCUCUCCCUUAAGCGAAAGGACUCAUUCUGCUCCGCUGCCCAAUAUUUCAAAAACUGAUGAUGAUGUAAUCACCCGGAAGCCUGCUGAGACCUCUCCUCCCCCUGUAGCUCCCAAGCCUGUGGUUCUUCCUGCUGAGACCUCUCCUCCUCCUACAGCUCCCAAGCCUGUGGCUCUUCCUGCUGAGACCUCUCCUCCUCCUGUAGCUCCCAAGCCUGUGGCUCUUCCUGCUGAGACCUCUCCUCCUCCUGUAGCUCCCAAGCCUGUGGCUCUUCCUGCUGAGACCUCUCCUCCCCCUGUAGCUCCCAAGCCUGUGGCUCUUCCUGCUGAGACCUCUCCUCCUCCUGUAGCUCCCAAGCCUGUGGCUCUUCCUGGUAGUCAGGGAGCAUCACUAAACCUGAAGACCUUGAAAACAUUUGGGGCCCCACGACCAUACUCCAUUUCUGGCCCCUCACCCUUUGCCCUUGCUGUGGUAAAAAGGUCACAGUCAUUCAGUAAGGCACGUCCAGAAUCAUCCAGUGAGGGCCUCUCUGCCCAGCCUGCAGCUGACACAGAGGAUGGAAAGGCAUUCGCAAUAAAUAAGUCCGCAGUGGUUCCCCAACAUGAUGAUGUUGAUAAGCAAAAUAAACCUCUACAGAAUGAACAGAGUUCUCAGAUGCUGAGUCCAGCUGAUGGCCCACCAUUCACCCUUAUGAGACAGAGUUCUUUAACAUUGCAAAGCUCUGACCCAGAGCAGGUCCGGCAGAGUUUGCUGACCGCAAUCCGUUCUGGAGAGGCUGCUUCCAAGUUGAAGAGAGUUACUGUUCCAUCAAAUACAAUCUCUGUGAAUGGGAAGUCAGGACUCAGCUAUGCCAUGUCCUCUGAUACCCAGGACAGUCACUAACAUCACCCUGCCGUGACACACUUCACUGACCAGCUUCCUGCCUGCAAGGAAUAUUGGCAACUAUAUAUUCAGAUGUACAUUAAUAUAUAACUCUGUUCAAGAAUAAGCAUUUGUGUUAUGGAUCUAAUGCCAAAAGAAAAAUGACUAGAAUUUAUAAUUUAUAAUAGUGUUUGGUCUUUUUGUCAUAACUAAAUAUUGCUGCUUUAGAAACUUUAAACAAGGUAUAAAUGCCUUGUUUUUUUUUUCCCCACAGUGAAUAAUCACAGCUUAUUGAUUUUUUUCUUUUAUUUAUGGACAUACUGUGUACCAUAAAACAAAGGUAUAAAUUGAGAUUUAUGAAUAUAUUGUAUGACAGAGAAGCAGGCAAGCACAUACUAACAUUUACUGCCUCCGCAUUAGGCUGUAAUUAGAAACAUAAAUUAUAAUAAAGUCUUUUUGCUGAAAUAUACGGAAAACUAGUAAAUCAAAUAAAUAAUGUUCAUUUAUUUUUAUUGAAGAAUCACUUAUUGUGAGACUUAUUUUGUGCAUUCUUUUAAUUACAAAUGAGUGCCAGAUCAAUAGAAAAUAAUAAUAGUAUUUUUUAAAUAUAUAACACUUUAACCUUUGGUAGUUAAAUUGCACAAGGAGACUUUAAGAUGUUUUCUGUAUAUAAUUAUGUUGUUACACAGAUAUUACAUAUUUUCUAAUGCCAGAAGUCUUAAAAUAUUCCUGUGAAAAUGUUGAUAUAUUAUGACAGUUAUUUCACAUUUGGUAUGUAGGGAGAAUAGGGGCUAGUUUGUGUCCGUAUUCAAAACUUUAAAGACUAGUUCGAAGUUUCCAAAAUCCUGAUUUAAUUAAAAUAAAAUGCUAAAUUAGUCAUUUAUGUAGCUCAGACUCUAAUUGUCUAAAUAAUAAUAUAUAUUUUCCUGAAAGCCAAACUGGUUCAGGGAAACAGUGAUUGAUGUGUUGGCUUACAGUGAUCCUAGGGUCUAGAGCACGUUGGUGUCCUGGAUUUCUUUAUGAAUUUAAUUGCUCAUUUAUUCCAGAAAGUGUUGAAACAGCCUGUCGCUGUUUUGACUCUUACUAAAGCUACUGGAAUAUCUGCCAUUUUGACAAACAUGAAUUCUUUUUCCAUUUAAUAAAAGCAAGUUAUAUAUUUGAA
Peromyscus maniculatus bairdii (prairie deer mouse) is the source of this 4885-nucleotide messenger RNA. The record is from RefSeq and is a predicted model, not a curated record. NCBI's taxonomy places the organism in Eukaryota, Metazoa, Chordata, Mammalia, Rodentia, Cricetidae.